AUGGAUUUUGAUUUGAACUUAUCACCUUCAAAAAAUCAAGAAACAUACUCAUUUGAUUUGAAUCUUCCACCGGUGAAUAAUGAUGAUCAUGCUCCUCCAGUAGACGAUUAUGAAGUUAUUGAUGAAUCAGUUCAUCUAAAUGAGGAAACAAUUGUUGAUGAUGGAGGAACAAUANCCAUAAGGGUUGUAUCAUCGUCGGAAGGUACUCUUUUAAUCGAUUUAAAUUUAAGCCCGAUGGANGAGUCGGAUACUCAUUUUUUUGAGCUCAAUCUCAAUCAAUUGUCUCAAGAAAGUGAAGAUCCCCUUGUUGAAAAUUCAGAAUGUCANUUGUACUUGAGCUAUGUAAUGUUUAACGUACUCAUCAUACUUGUUACAGCCCAAGUCAAUCAUCAACCAUCAAGUGGAACCAAAAAGAAUAUUUCUNAUGCUCUAAGGCGGGAUGUCUAUAAUGCCUUGUUGGAAAGAAGCAACAAAGGAAANUUGAACAAAAAUACAACACGAGAAGUAGCAGAGUUGUUCUCGAUUCAUAUUCGGACAGUUCAACGAAUUUGGGAACGGGCUAAAAAGACUCCCAUUGGUGAAUCAGUUGAUGUAUCGGAAAGAAAGACAAAAAAUUGUGGUCGUAAGAAAGUACCAAUUGAUCUAGAGCGGAUUGUUGAUAUUCCUUUUCAUCAACGAACAACUUUGAGGACAUUAGCAAAAGCUCUUGGGGUCAGUCAUGCAUCACUCUAUAAAUGUGUNAAAGAAGGUGCUCUACGGCGUCACACUAAUGCUUUGAAACCACAUCUCAAAGAAGAAACUAAGUACAAUAUUGUACAUAUCGAUGAAAAAUGGUUUUAUAUGACUAAGAAGACGGAAAAAUAUUACCUACUUCCGGAGGAAGAUGAGCCGCUACGAACAUGUCAAAGUAAGAACUUCAUUGGAAAAGUGAUGUUUUUAGUUGCAAUGGCUCGUCCAAGAUUUGAUGAUGAAGGAAAUGAAUUGUUUUCGGGAAAGAUUGGAGUAUUUCCUUUUGUCACAAUGCAACCUGCACAAAGAAGAAGUAGAAAUAGAGAAGCGNGGAUCGUAGAGAUAAAACCGAUCACUUCGGUGAAAAGGGAACACAUAAGAAGAUUUUUAAUCGAAGAAGUUAUUCCCAACAUUCACGAAAAGUGGAAAGCUGAAGACGUAGGGAAACCUAUAUUUAUUCAACAAGAUAAUGCCAAGACACAUGUCAAUCCAAGUGAUACCGAAUUUCAAGAAGNUGCUUCAAAAAAUGGGUUCGACAUUCGAUUGAUGUAUCAACCGCCGAGUUCUCCGGAUCUGAAUGUUCUUGACCUUGGAUUCUUUAGUGCAAUUCAGGCCUUACAACAUCAGGUAUGUCCCAAAAACGUUGAAGAACUUAUUAGUGCCGUCAAAAAAUCUUUUGAGGAAUACCCAACAAGAAAGAUCAACCAUAUUUUCUUGACUUUGCAUGCAAGAAACUAUGAGAGUUGGAGGAUCUAA
Arabis nemorensis is the source of this 1485-nucleotide messenger RNA. The record is from the annotation of a GenBank genome assembly. Lineage: Eukaryota; Viridiplantae; Streptophyta; Magnoliopsida; Brassicales; Brassicaceae.